AUGCGUUCCUUCGCUGUUGUCCUGUCCACUCUGGUGGCUGCCACUGCCGCGACCAGCAGCUACACUCUGCCCGCUGGCUUCAACAUCGGCCAGAUCCUCCCCGCUGAGCGCAAUUCCUGGUGUUUGGCUGAGCGGAACGCUUGCCCGAAGAUCUGUGGUGGAACCACCAACAGCAAUUCAUGUGAUCCCCAAACUCUGGAUUUCGCCUGUGUCUGCAGCAACGGUACCACUGCCAAUGUAGAGCCCUACACACAGACCAUCCCCUUCUUUGUCUGCCAGGCCACUUUUGCCCAGUGCAUUGCUGCUGCGGCUACCCUGGAUGACGAUGAGAAGUGCAAGGAUGCUCAGAAGAAGUGCGGCACUGAGGACCCUUUCUCUUCGGAUUCUUCCUCGACCACCACAACCUCCUCCUCCAGUGUUCCCACCGCAACGGAGACGGAGAGCUCCACUGGAAAGCAGGUUGAGACCUCUGCCACUGCCUCGUCCACCACCAGCAGCACCGCCAGCGCUCAGACCAGCAAUGCUGCCAUCCGCGUGGGCCAGGAGCAUUCCACCGGCUUGAUGGCGACCGUCUUCUUCUUCGCCGCUCGUCUUUUGCUGUAA
Messenger RNA from Aspergillus clavatus NRRL 1, 603 nucleotides. RefSeq lists its product as uncharacterized. The record is from RefSeq and is a predicted model, not a curated record. Bases 1 to 603 code for a protein of 200 amino acids. The transcript has 3 exons. NCBI's taxonomy places the organism in Eukaryota, Fungi, Ascomycota, Eurotiomycetes, Eurotiales, Aspergillaceae.